CCCAGAUGCUCUUGACCUUCACCACCUCUGAGAGAGAAUGUGUGCAGGAAAGGGCUGUGGGGAGGAUUGAGAAGAUGAGCUCUGCGCUAUUCAGACAUCCCACACUGGCGUCCUGUGCGAGAUACCUCAGAACUUCUGAAAGGACAGACAUCGUCCUUGUGUUCAUCGAGGCGAUGAGAGACACCAGCAUCUUUGACAAGAAGCGGGCAACAGACUUGCUGGACAUGGUCAUGGAAUUCCCUGACUUCUGGCUGGCGGAUCUGCCAAAGAUCAUGAGAUGCAUCCACAAAAACCUGGACAGCAUCAACACAGCACCAGCUCGGCAGAGCGUGGCGUCCCUGCUUCUGCUCAUGGCUGACAGGAGACCUGGGAAGGUGCUCACAACGCUGCUGAGGAUCGCUCCACCAGGAGACAGGACUGCCCUGGACAUGUGGGACAUGAUGAUCUCCACACCCCGGCCUCUGAAGAAGAUCUUAAAAAACUUGCGCAAAAGACUCCUGGCCAUAGACUCCGUGUUUCCCGCAGGCGUCAUCAGUGGGUCAGAAAGUCCUGACAUGGCAAGAAAAAUACAGUCCCUCCUGCCACAAGUUGUGGGGUUGCUCGACCACAGCAACACAGAAGUGAAAAGGAGAGUCCUGACAUUCUUCUGCAGCGUGAUGGGACACCUGAAGAGCGAAGAGGCCAGGCCCACUGUCGAGCAGCUGGAGGAAAAGCUCCUGCCCCUCUUUGAUGAUGAGUCCAGCCAGCUGCGAGAGCUCUCCAUCUGCCUCUUCAGAGAGCGGGUGCAGUCAGUGAUGGCGCACGACAAGAAGAGGCUUAAGAGCUACGUGCACCGUGCACUGCUCCCCCUCUUCUUUCGUUUGAGCGAUCAGAACAACAACGUGGCCAAGGCCGCCAGGGAAGCCCUCCUUGGUGCAGCAGAGCUCCUGAAAUGGAAGCAGCUCAGACACCUGGUGCGGACUCAGCAGACAUGGAGGAUUGGAGAGAGCUUGCUGGAGCAGGACAGGAGCAGGGCUCAAGAGCUCUUGAGUCAGAGCCUGCCAUACCUGAGGGAUGCUCAGGCCAGCUUGCGAGAGGCGGCCGUGAGGUUCAUCGGUGAGUCACAGCCCCCGGGUCCCUCUCUUGGCAGCCUGGCCCCAGUCCCCACUGCUGCCCUGGCACAAGGAGCAGCCCUGUGGCUUCAGAGCCCCAGCUGCCCCGUGCAGGGCCUUGGCCUCCCCUCCCAGCCCUGCCCACACAGGUGGGCUUGGUGGCUGCCUUGCUCAGUCCCGCUAUGUCAGCUCUGGGGUAUCCCCUGGGGCCAGCUCUGAUGAGGGGGAGGGAACAGGGGUCUGAUGGAACUCUGUGCCCAGGGCUGGCUGCGCGGCCCCUGAGGGACCGAAGGGAGGAGGAGAAGCUGGCUGAGAUCUGCAGCGGUGAGUAGGGAGCCUGGUCAGGAGGGGAUGCCUGGGUGUCUCUGCAGAUGCAGGAGAUCAUCUGGGCUCUGCUUCUUUCUGUUGCAGCCCUUCGGCCCUUGGAGACGGACAGUAAAUCCUUCGUCCGCUCCCUCGCUGCUCAGACCAUUGCCAUCCUGAGCAGUCCAAGGGAGCAGCCACGAUCACGAUGGGCCCUGCAAGCCCUGUGCUGCUGGCGUCGCUGACCCAG
Molecule: messenger RNA, 1644 nt
Organism: Columba livia (rock pigeon)
Lineage: Eukaryota; Metazoa; Chordata; Aves; Columbiformes; Columbidae
Exons: 8
Coding region: 6-1310 (434 amino acids)
Cellular component (GO): cytoplasm
Source: RefSeq, a predicted model, not a curated record